Messenger RNA from Mandrillus leucophaeus (drill), 5209 nucleotides. RefSeq names its product membrane protein, palmitoylated 2 (MAGUK p55 subfamily member 2) (gene MPP2). Gene Ontology annotation, cellular component: cell-cell junction; plasma membrane. The transcript has 14 exons. Lineage: Eukaryota; Metazoa; Chordata; Mammalia; Primates; Cercopithecidae. The record is from RefSeq and is a predicted model, not a curated record. Gene Ontology annotation, molecular function: protein binding. Bases 1091 to 2749 code for a protein of 552 amino acids.
UUUAACCCUUUAUUUACUUCUUGGGGCUGGGAUUCUGAGGAAGGCUAGCCAGUUACUUCUUUAUUCCAUAGACAGGGAAAUAGAACAGGCCUCCCUCACCCAGACCUAAAAUAAGCUCUCGAAUCCUUUCACGAAGACAUUUCCUCUUUUUUGCAAAUUUUCUGGAAAGUCUGGAAUCCAGAUACCCACCCUCCGAGUCCUUAAAAAGCUGUCCCUGAUCCCGAGGCCUUCUGGGGCUGGUAUCCUGCUUCCUGGGAGAUAAAGUCUUCCUGUUCCUUUUCUCAAUAUGGAAGCAGGAUAACCAGGAAAGGUGAGGCACGUCUGGAACUAGAACGCGGGUCUAAGCCAAGAGGGGUGGGCGGAGUAAUCAAGCCGGUCUCAUCCGGCACUUUAACCAUCGCCCUUUUAAGGGGGAGCCGAGGGACACCAGCGGGUACCGGUACCAGUCCUGCCUCCCUAACCCGUCCCAGUGGGACGGCGUCGUGGUCUGUGCGGUGUCUUCCAAACCACUACCUGGCUGCCCGCGUACCAGCUGCUGGGAAAGACCACUUCCUCCGAGUUGUGCCGGCCUCCGCGUUCUUCUCCCGUCCCCUCUCUGCCGGGCCUCCGCCCCCUCGCGGAGAGGCCUUGCCGCUUUAAGAGCCGGGCUAGCGAUUGACAAGCAAUAAACGGUGAGCGCCCGGCUGCGCUGGAGCUGCGCGGAGCUAGGGGCUCCCCGGGGCGCAGGUAGGCGUCCCCCGGCCCCCUGGCCACCACCCACCCCAAGACCUCCGCCUCCUUUUCGUCCUGGCACGGCACUUAGGACCCUAUUCACUGGGUUUAAACUCCACAGGCCCCUUUCACCCAGGCCCGUUCCCUCCCUCUCCACCCGCCCCCGCCCCUGGGCCCUCUUUCUGGGGUGCUAGUUGGGAGAACCAAGGCCCGCUGCCCAUUGACAUUGGUCCGCGCCCCUGCGGUAGGGGCUCCAAACCUCUUCAGGCACCAAGGGAAGGAGGACUUCUGGAGUCAAGAGUCUCUGACCUUAUGAGGGAGAGCAGCAGCAGCCAGAAGGCUCCAGGAGAGACGUUUCAGAGUCCUUGCCUCCUUCACCAUGCCGGUUGCCGCCACCAACUCUGAGUCUGCCAUGCAGCAAGUCCUGGACAACUUGGGAUCCCUCCCGAAUGCCACGGGGGCUGCAGAGCUGGACCUGAUCUUCCUUCGAGGCAUUAUGGAAAGUCCCAUAGUAAGAUCCCUGGCCAAGGCCCAUGAGAGGCUGGAGGAGACGAAGCUGGAGGCGGUGAGAGACAACAACCUGGAGCUGGUGCAGGAGAUCCUGCGGGACCUGGCACAGCUGGCUGAGCAGAGCAGCACUGCUGCCGAGCUGGCCCACAUCCUCCAGGAGCCCCACUUCCAGUCCCUCCUGGAGACGCAUGACUCUGUGGCCUCAAAGACCUAUGAGACACCGCCCCCCAGCCCUGGCCUGGACCCUACAUUCAGCAACCAGCCCGUACCUCCCGACGCCGUGCGCAUGGUGGGCAUCCGAAAGACAGCCGGAGAACAUCUGGGUGUAACGUUCCGCGUGGAGGGCGGCGAGCUGGUGAUCGCACGCAUCCUGCAUGGGGGCAUGGUGGCUCAGCAAGGCCUGCUGCAUGUGGGUGACAUCAUCAAGGAGGUGAACGGGCAGCCAGUGGGCAGUGACCCCCGUGCACUGCAGGAGCUCCUGCGCAAUGCCAGUGGCAGUGUCAUCCUCAAGAUCCUGCCCAGCUACCAGGAGCCCCAUCUGCCCCGCCAGGUAUUUGUGAAAUGUCACUUUGACUAUGACCCGGCCCGAGACAGCCUCAUCCCCUGCAAGGAAGCAGGCCUGCGCUUCAACGCUGGGGACUUGCUCCAGAUCGUAAACCAGGAUGAUGCCAACUGGUGGCAGGCAUGCCAUGUUGAAGGGGGCAGUGCUGGGCUCAUCCCCAGCCAGCUGCUGGAGGAGAAGCGGAAAGCGUUUGUCAAGAGGGACCUGGAGUUGACACCAAACUCAGGGACCCUAUGCGGCAGCCUUUCAGGAAAGAAAAAGAAGCGAAUGAUGUAUUUGACCACCAAGAAUGCAGAGUUUGACCGUCAUGAGCUGCUCAUUUAUGAGGAGGUGGCCCGCAUGCCCCCGUUCCGCCGGAAAACCCUGGUGCUGAUUGGGGCUCAGGGCGUGGGACGGCGCAGCCUGAAGAACAAGCUCAUCAUGUGGGAUCCAGAUCGCUAUGGCACCACGGUGCCCUACACCUCCCGGCGGCCCAAAGACUCAGAGAGGGAAGGUCAGGGUUACAGCUUUGUGUCCCGUGGGGAGAUGGAGGCUGACAUCCGUGCUGGGCGCUACCUGGAACAUGGCGAAUACGAGGGCAACCUGUAUGGCACACGUAUUGACUCCAUCCGGGGCGUGGUCGCUGCCGGGAAGGUGUGCGUGCUGGACGUCAACCCCCAGGCGGUGAAGGUGCUACGAACGGCCGAGUUUGUCCCUUACGUGGUGUUCAUCGAGGCCCCAGACUUCGAGACCCUGCGGGCCAUGAACAGGGCCGCGCUGGAGAGUGGAGUGUCCACCAAGCAGCUCACGGAGGCGGACCUGAGACGGACAGUGGAAGAGAGCAGCCGCAUCCAGAGGGGCUACGGGCACUACUUUGACCUCUGCCUGGUCAAUAGCAACCUGGAGAGGACCUUCCGCGAGCUCCAGGCGGCCAUGGAGAAGCUACGGACAGAGCCCCAGUGGGUGCCUGUCAGCUGGGUGUACUGAGCCUGUUCACCUGGUCCUCAGCCCACUCUGUGUUGAAACCCAGAACCUGAAUCCAUCCCAUUCCUGACCUGUGACCCCCUGCCACAAUCCUUAGCCCCUAUAUCUGGCUCUCCUUGGGUAAUAGCUCCCAGCAGGCCCUAAGUCUGGCUUCAGCACAGAGGUGUGCACUGCCAGGGAGGUGGGCAUUCAUGGGGUACCCUGUGCCCAGGUGCUGCCCACUCCCAAUGCCCAUUGGCCACCAGAUAUCUCUGAGGGCCAAGCCAUGCCCAGGAAUGUGUCAGAGUCACCUCCAUAAUGGUCAGUACAGAGAAGAUAAAAGCUGCUUUGGGACCACAUGGUCAGUAGGUACACUGCCCCUUGCCACCCCUCCCCAGUCACACUCCUCUGGACUGGCCACACCCACCCCAUUCCUGGACUCCUUCCACCUCUCACCUCCGUGUCGCAGGAGCAGGCCUUGGGCUGUUUCCAUGUGGCCAGGGGAAUGCAUGUCCCACUGGCAGCCAGACAGGCCUGGGUGGUGGUGCCAGCCUGGUGCCAUCUUGAAGGCUGGAGGAGUCAGAGUGAGAGCCAGUGGCCACAGCUGCAGAGCACUGUAGCUCCCAGUUCCCUCAGAAAGGGGCAGGGCCACAGGGCAGAUGCUGCUCGGUCCCUCCCUCAUCCACAGCUUCUCACUGCCGAAGUUUUUCCAGAUUUUUCCAAUGUGUCCUGACACGUCAGCCCUGCUCCCCACAGGGCCAAGCUGGCAGGGGUCAGUGGGCUCAGCCCAGGUAGGCGCAGGAUGGAGGGCUGAGCCCUGUGACAACCUGCUGCUACCAACUGAAGAGCCCCAAGCUCUCCAUGGCCCACAGCAGGCACAGGUCCGGGUUCUGUGUCCUUGACCUUGGUCCAUUUUGGUUUUUUCUCUAGCCAGGUCCAGGUAACCCACUUGCGUCAGGGUUGCCGGGUUGGAGGGGCUGAGGAGGAGUUCAGAGGGGACCUUGGGAGCCUGGGCUUGAAGGACAGUUGCCCACCAGGAGGUUCCUCACACACAACUCCAGGGGGCGCCAUUUACACUGCACAGCCUGUGGUUCCAUGUGCAUGCUUGGCGCCUGUCUGUGCCUCUGGCACUGGGGUGUGUGUAUAUGUAUGUGCGUGUGUGCGUGUGUGUGUGUGUCAGGUUUAGUUUGGCGAGGAAGCAAAGGAUUGUUUUGUUUUGGAGGUCUCUCUUUGGGGCCCCUUUCUGGGGGUUCCCCAUCAGCCCUCAUUUCUUAUAAUACCCUGAUCCCAGACUCCGAAGCCCUGGUCCUUUCCUGAUGUUUUCUCCCUUGUCCUAUUGUCCCUCUACCCUAAAUGCCCCCCUGCCGUAACUUGGGGAGGGCAGUUUUGUAAAAUAGGAGACUCCCUUUAAGAAAGAAUGCUGUCCUAGAUGUAUUUGGGCAUCUCAUCCUUCAUUGUUCUCUGCAUUCCUUCCGGGGUGAGCCUGUCCUCAGAGGAGACAACCUGGGACACCCCAAGUCCAAACCCCUGUGCCUCCCAGUUCUUCCAAGUGUCUAACUAGUCUUCUCUGCAGCGUCAGCCAAAGCUGGCCCCUGAACCACUGUGUGCCCAUUUCCUUGGGAAGGGGAAGGAGAAUAAACAGAAUAUUUAUUACAAAUGUUAGAAUAUAUUUCUUAUACUAGGAAUCUCAUUUGCAUUUGCAUAGAGUAUACACAUGGGGUGGAAAGGCCAGGCCUGCCCCCAUCUCGUUGGUGUGCCUCUGCAUAUACUACGCACUCAUCUUCCUGCUCCUCUUUUCCCUUGAUCAGUGUCCUUUCAUCCUAGUUCAGCUGUCCCUUGCAUCACCCUCGGCCUAAGGGAGUGGGAAGGAAAUGGGGUGUUUUCCUGCUGACUUGAGGCUAUGGGGUCACUUGCCACUUCCUACCUUCCCUGGGGGACUUGAGGGUAGAGGCGACUUGAGGGUAGAGGCAGGAGAAGAUUUGUUGUUGCAGCUGCCUCUGCCGCCUUGGUCCAAAUGACCAUCAUUUCUGAUGGAGAUGGGUUGGGUACGUGGCCCUCAUGGCACCCUCACUGCUAGUGAUGCCAAGGGGCAGGCCUGGAGCCCUUCCCUCCUGUCUCUUCUCAGUCCUUCCUCUCUGAACAGCCUCCUACCUCCCCUGCCUGAGCCCCACUCCACAGCCCUCCCAGGUACCUAUCAAGUGGGAGCAGAGGCUGUCAGUCCUUGGUUCACCUGGGACAGGGCUGGGGCUGGGUUGGAACAGGUGUGUGUGCCCACCACAUUAGCUCUGUGACUCUUCUCCCUCCCUGCCAUUGUGGACUCUUGUAUUUGAGGGACCUCAGGAGAGUGAGGACCCUACCAUCCACUGUCCAUGUUCAGUCCCAGCCCCAGUGCCCUUCCUCUGUCCCCUCCCUCAGCCAUCCAAUUCUUGAGUUUUCUCACUGACUGGUUUUUUAUUUUCCUUGGAUUAAAUGUGAAAGCAAAGG